Chanos chanos (milkfish) is the source of this 2175-nucleotide messenger RNA. RefSeq names its product solute carrier family 34 member 2b (gene slc34a2b). The coding region runs from base 46 to 2043 and encodes 665 amino acids. Gene Ontology annotation, cellular component: vesicle; apical plasma membrane; brush border. The transcript has 13 exons. Gene Ontology annotation, molecular function: sodium:phosphate symporter activity. NCBI's taxonomy places the organism in Eukaryota, Metazoa, Chordata, Actinopteri, Gonorynchiformes, Chanidae. Gene Ontology annotation, biological process: sodium-dependent phosphate transport; intracellular phosphate ion homeostasis. The record is from RefSeq and is a predicted model, not a curated record.
CACAGUUAAGGAUUAUCUUAUAUCAAGACAGGACUGGAACGGACUAUGGCUCCCCUGCCCAAAAUCGACAACAGGCCGUCAGCAAUGGAGCUCGGCGAGACCAAGAAUGGAGUGAUACUACCUGCUUACUCCACCACGGACUUGGAGGACAAUCAGUCGGAACCUUUUGAUCCUUGGGAUCUACCAGAGCUUCGGGAUACUGGACUGAAAUGGUCGGAAUUGGACACCAAAGGGAAAGUUCUACGAGUUGUAACCUCCAUUGGGAAGAUAAUUCUCUUACUUGGAUUUCUCUACAUGUUCGUCUGUUCCCUGGAUAUUCUGAGCUCAGCUUUUCAACUUGUUGGAGGAAAAGCCGCUGGAGAUAUCUUCCAGGACAAUGUGGUGCUGUCAAACCCUGUUGCUGGAGUAGUAAUUGGAGUGCUGGUGACUGUUCUCGUACAGAGCUCCAGCACGUCUUCAUCUAUUGUGGUCAGCAUGGUGUCUUCUGGAUUGCUAAGUGUGGAGUCUGCUGUCCCAGUCAUUAUGGGUGCAAACAUUGGGACAUCUGUAACAAACACCAUUGUAGCAAUGAUGCAAGCAGGGGAUCGCAAUGAAUUCCGCAGGGCAUUUGGUGGUGCCACUGUCCAUGACUUCUUCAACUGGCUAUCUGUCCUGGUGCUGCUACCCCUGGAGGUGGCUACUGGUGUCCUAUAUAAACUAACAAAGCUCCUAAUUGACUCCUUCAACAUCCAAACAGGCCAGGAUGCACCUGACAUCCUCAAAGUUAUCACUGAGCCCCUCACCAAAAACAUCAUCCAGCUGGAUAAAUCCGUUAUCAGUGACAUAGCCACUGGUGACGCUGCGGCCAGGAACAAGAGUUUAAUCAAGAGAUGGUGCAAAACUGAAAAAGAGUUGAUCCUAGUGAACAUCACAGUACCAGGGCCAGAAAACUGCACUACUCAAGACUUGUGUUGGAUAGAUGGAAAUUUGACAUGGACCCAAAUAAACAAAACAAACAUCAUUGGCAUAGAAAGAUGUAAACAUAUUUUUGCUAACGUUGACCUGCCUGACUUCGCCGUGGGUUUGAUCCUCCUGGCAUUGUCUCUUCUUGUCUUGUGCACCUGCCUCAUUCUCAUCGUCAAACUACUCAACUCUAUGCUCAAAGGUCAAGUGGCUGUGGUCAUUAAGAAGGUUCUCAACACAGACUUUCCCUUUCCCUUCGCAUGGCUAACUGGUUACAUUGCCAUCGUGGUUGGAGCAGGAAUGACCUUUAUCGUUCAGAGCAGCUCCGUCUUCACGUCAGCCAUCACUCCACUUGUGGGCAUUGGUGUCAUAAGCAUUGAAAGAGCCUAUCCGCUGACUUUGGGCUCAAAUAUAGGCACUACAACUACAGCCAUUCUUGCUGCUUUGGCUAGCCCCGGUGACACACUUGCAAACUCACUGCAGAUAUCACUGUGCCAUUUCUUCUUUAACAUCUUUGGAAUCAUUUUAUGGUACCCUGUACCAUUUACCCGAGUUCCUAUCCACUUAGCCAAAGCUCUGGGAAACCGUACAGCAGAGUACCGUUGGUUUGCUGUGGUCUACCUCAUUUUGUGCUUCUUCCUCAUCCCUCUCACUAUCUUGGGCCUCUCUAUCGCCGGUUGGAAGGUGCUUGUUGGUGUGGGAGUGCCCAUCCUUGUCUUUCUGAUCUCUGUCAUUGUGGUCAACGUAAUGCAGUCCCGCUGUCCACGCUUCCUGCCGUCUAUUUUACGUAGCUGGGACUUCCUGCCCCGCCCUCUGCACUCCCUCAAGCCCUGGGACAGAGUUAUUACAAAGGGGUUGGGCUUCUGCCGCACACGUUGCUGCUGUUGCUGCAAGUGCUGCCAAAAGAACAAGGGGGAUGACAAAGACAAUGAACAGAGCAGAAAGAGGCCACAAAGGAAAAACUUGAAGAUGUAUGAUAACCCAGGAUUCUCGAGUUAUGAAAUGUCUAGUCAUCAUGAUACAAGUGGUGACACCUCUGGCUGUGAUUUUUCAAGCGGUGGUUGUGAUGGUGGUGGCUGUGAUGGUGGUGGCUGUGAUUAACAUGUUUUUGCUGACACAUAGUCAAUCCUCAGGUGUGAAAAGAAUGAUUUUGGAAGGGACGUGAAGACACUGAGAAAACUGCACCAAAGGAGUGUUCAGUUUCUUGUAUGUUUAUUGUAGUAUAUGCUCAGC